UCCGUUCACAUAAAUAGAAAGCAAAGAGAAGGGUCUCUACAGUCAGAAAAGUCCAUCAGCUUAGCCUACACCUGACCAGUACAAACCGGCAAAAAUGUUUUAUUACAAAUUAUUUAGUAGAUUAUGGCUGGUAGUGUGUUUACUGCAUGCGGAACUGAUAACCUCAGCAGACUGUGAGCCAACGGAUCAUUCACGAGACCAAGGUAUAAGUAAUGCAGAAAUCGCAGAUGUUGAAGCCAAAGAACUUAUUGAUAACCUCAUCAAAUCCAAAAAGGAAUAUAGCUCCGACGAUGAUGAAUUAUUCCAAUUCAAUGAAGAAGACAAACGGGGCUUAUUCCCAACUGGAGGAAUGGAUCCCUUGGGGGCGUCGUAUUUUACGGGGAAGCGAGGAGUAGAUGAAAACGAAGAAGAGCCAGACAAACGAGGUUUUCCAAAUGGUCGCCUGGACACGCUAGGCAGUAGAUAUUUUAACGGAAAGCGAGCUUUCCCUAAUACUGGCGGUCUAGACACAUUAGGAAAUAGAUAUUUUAAUGGGAAACGUGGACUAUAUCCAAGCAGUGGUAAUAUGGAUACCCUAGGAAGUGGAUAUUUCACCGGAAAGAGAGGUUUCCCGAGCAGUGGUGGAAUUGACACACUGGGAAGCAGAUAUUUCAAUGGAAAAAGAAUGUUUCCGAGUAGUGGUGGAAUGGAUACGCUAGGAAAUGGUUAUUUCACCGGAAAGAGAGGUUUCCCAAGCAGUGGGGGAAUUGACACACUGGGAAGUGGAUAUUUCAGUGGCAAAAGAAUGUUCCCGAGUAGUGGUGGAAUGGAUACUCUAGGAAAUGGUUAUUUCACCGGAAAGAGAGGUUUCCCGAGCAGUGGGGGAAUUGACACACUGGGAAGUGGAUAUUUCAGUGGAAAAAGAAUGUUCCCGAGUAGUGGUGGAAUGGAUACGCUAGGAAAUGGAUAUUUCACCGGCAAGAGAGCUUUCCCGAGCUCCGGCAAUCUGGAUACGCUUGGAAACCGAUACUUCAAUGGAAAACGAGGAUUUCCAAGUAGCGGACGAAUAGACACACUUGGAAGUAGUUAUUUUACUGGAAAACGAUCCAUAUUUGAUCAAUAUAAUACCGACAGCCUUCAUGGUUUUAAGAAAGGAUCGUCGUUUUUGCACGGGGGUCUUUCGUCUGGCAUGGAUAAUCAUAUUCCAGGCUUUAAAAAACGGGCACUCCCUUCCGAAGACAUGAAAUCCGAAUAGAUUGGCUGAACAUAAAUAAAAGAACCUUGAACAUAAUCAUCAACUGGUGUAUGAAUCAUUUCAACUUACUACCACUCACAUUAAAAGGAGAAUGAACAUUUAUUCAAAAAAAAUAGACGCUAUUAUACUUAUAUUUUCAAAUGAACCUUUCUUCUAAUAUGUUGACGUCUCGAUAAAAUAAAUAGUUUAAUAUUAAAAGAUGGCAAAAUAUAAAAGGGGGUGGGUUUGAUUAAUUUUAUUUUGUAAAAUAUCUUAUGUUGGUAUGGUGAACAAAUUUUUAACCAGUGGUAGACUGUUUAAUUUGUUGGGUGAUUGAUAGAUAGAUUGAUUGAUUAAUUGAUUGAUGAAAGGAUUGAUUUGAUUGAUUUAAUUGUUUCUUGAUUGAUUGUUUGGUCGGUUGAUUGAAUUAUUGAUUGUUUGAUCGAUCGAAUGAUUGAACGGAUCAAAUAUUCAUUGAUUUAUUUAUUUAUUCAUUCAUUCAGUCAAUGAUUAAUUUAAAUUGAUUGACAUAUAAAUGACUGAAUAACUGAUUAAUUGAUUGACGACACACUUAGUAACAUCUAUAAUAAAUAUGUAAAAUAUAUUUGCCUUAAUCCCAAUAGAGUUAAUUAACAAUAAUCAAAACAACGCUAUACAAGACAUUAUAUAGAUAUAAAUAUAUUUUCUCAAUAAAUGAAUUGACUCUGAUUUGUUGUCGUUGAAACGCUGGAUCCUAGGUGUCAUUUGUCCUAAGUAAAGUCAUUCGAGGUAAUUUUAUUGUUAUCUUCCUGUAAAAUAAAAUCAAUAAAUUUGUGUGAUGUAAACAUGA
Anneissia japonica is the source of this 2042-nucleotide messenger RNA. RefSeq names its product feeding circuit activating peptides-like. Lineage: Eukaryota; Metazoa; Echinodermata; Crinoidea; Comatulida; Comatulidae. The transcript has 2 exons. The record is from RefSeq and is a predicted model, not a curated record. Bases 95 to 1234 code for a protein of 379 amino acids.